AUGGUCCUCCAACUCCCCGUCUCCGACAUGGUCUCUGGACCCAAAGAGCUGACCGACCAGACGCGGUACCUUCCUCUUCACAAAAUUGUCACCGUCUUUCUGGCAUGCGCCACUGUAGGCACUGUUAGCUUGCUCGAUGAAACGAUGAUCUCCGUGGCUUUACCCGUCAUAAGCUCCGACCUCCAUGCUGGCACUCAAAUUAGCUGGGUUGCAGCUGCGUUCUUCGUAACGAGUACCGCGUGUCAGGCACUCUAUGGUCGUUUGUCAGACAUUUGGUCACGAAAAGUGGUCCUAUUUGCUCUCAUGACCAUCUUCUUCAUAGGGAACCUCGCGUCAGGUUUUUCCAGCACAUUCAUCCAGCUGAUUGUUUUCCGAGCUCUGACGGGCGUAGGCGGCGGGGGUCUGUCGACAAUUGCCCAAAUUAUUGUGUCGGAUGUCGUAUCUCUGCGCGAGCGGGGAAAAUAUCAGGGUAUACUGGGUGCAUCUGUUGCGAUUGCAUAUGGCUGUGGUCCAGUCAUUGGCGGUCUUUUUGUCGAACACUCGACUUGGCGUUGGAUCUUUUGGUUGUGCUGUCCGCUUACCGCUGCCUCAUCCAUCGCCGUCUACUUUUUCAUGCCUCUGAAGUCUGUUGAAGGAGACUGGAAACUCAAACUGUCUCGGAUCGACUUCGUCGGCUCGUUCCUCAUCUUGGUAUCCUCAACACUGUUUGUGCUUUCCCUCACAUGGGCGAGUGGCUCGUACGACUGGAACAACCCUCACGUUUAUGCUGCGCUUGCCGUUGGAUGCGUGGCUGCUAUAGCGUUCAUUUUGUGGGAAUGGAGGAUACCCUCAUUCCCCGUUCUUCCUAUGUACAUCUUCAAGCACCGGAUUGUUAUCGGCGCCGCGAUAACUCAAACCAUAAAUGGUUUCCUGACCGUGGUCCAGGUUUUCUACUUGCCCACAUUUUAUCAGCUGGCCUACGGCUACAGCCCUGUGAAAUCGGGUCUACUAGUUCUUCCUCUCACCAUUGUUCAAACGGCCACUUCAACCGCCUCCGGUCUAGUCGUUACUGCUACGGGACGAUACCGCGAGCUUAUACUCGCUGGAUGGGCCAUCUGGGCAAUCGGUCUUGGACUGAUGGCGACUCUGACCGAACGUUCUACUCUGGCUCAGCAAAUCGGUUAUGCAUUGCUUACCGGCAUCGGUGUUGGACAAACCUUUCAACCAUCAUUGGUUGCCGUUCAAGGUGCCCUAGAUCGUAAAGACAUGGCUGUCGUGACCGCCAUGCGGAGCUUCGCGCGGAAUAUCGGCGGUACCCUUGGACUGGCCACUACAGGCACCAUCGUAAAUAGCGUUUUAGAAAGCCAUCUCAAUCGCCUCAACAUCAGUCCCCAGCUGCGCCGUGAUAUUCUGGACAACCCUGUUUCUGCUCGCACGAGCGGCCAUCUAGCGCCUGAUGUGUUGUCCCAGGUCGUUGUCGGGUACCACGCGGGCUUCAGGAUCACAUUCAUCAUCCUGGCUACAAUGGCGGCCAUUUCCUUCUUCGUUGCGUUGACGCUCAUGACACAUCGAGAUCUGCAUCGAGAAGAUGAUGCGAGGUUGAAGGCGGAGGGAGAAGCUGCAUUCGUACAGCAUCAACCCGAAACUCCAAGCCUAACCAAGGAGCAGUAG
Molecule: messenger RNA, 1650 nt
Organism: Mycena indigotica
Lineage: Eukaryota; Fungi; Basidiomycota; Agaricomycetes; Agaricales; Mycenaceae
Product: Efflux pump FUS6
Exons: 15
Coding region: 1-1650 (549 amino acids)
Biological process (GO): transmembrane transport
Molecular function (GO): transmembrane transporter activity
Source: RefSeq, a predicted model, not a curated record